Messenger RNA from Tachysurus vachellii, 1938 nucleotides. RefSeq lists its product as uncharacterized. Gene Ontology annotation, cellular component: external side of plasma membrane. Lineage: Eukaryota; Metazoa; Chordata; Actinopteri; Siluriformes; Bagridae. The transcript is spliced from 6 exons. The record is from RefSeq and is a predicted model, not a curated record. Bases 166 to 786 code for a protein of 206 amino acids. Gene Ontology annotation, biological process: negative regulation of T cell proliferation; cell surface receptor signaling pathway; cellular response to lipopolysaccharide.
AGAAAGUAAAAGCUAGCUGCAGUCAGUGUUUGUAACACCACACUGUUAACGUCGCUGGACAAAAGAACCUCAUCAACUGUGAUUUAAAUCUUAAUAUUCAAGGAAAUAAUGAUCUUCUAUCUGUAAGAAAAUCUGCCAACACUCCACAAGAGUCUUCCAGACAUCAUGUCCCUCCUUUAUAUUUCCAUCUUAUGGGUCUGUGCCUGUGUGGACAGUGCAGAAUCUCUGGUUACUGUAUCAGCUCCAGUGGGUUCCACAGUCAUCCUGCCGUGUAACCUGACUGAAGAGUUCAAACCAACAUCAGUUAUUACGUGGAAGAUCAAUAAUAAGCUUGUGUUUGUGAGAAGCAGUGAUGGUACAUAUCAGGGUAAAGGAUAUGAGGGUCGUGUGGACGUUCCUGAGGACGAGCUGCUUAAAGGAAACUGUUCCCUGGUGAUGAAGAACAUCAGAUUUAGUGAUAAAAGAAUCUACAGCAGCUCCAUGAUUAAAGACAUACAGGAAUCUGUCUUGGUCCAGAAGGUUAAACUGUCAGUUGUUGAGGUCAGUGUUAAUGAGAGAGGAUCUUCAUCAAAGGGUUCAGACUCACACCAGACUGGAGGGAACAAGUGGAUUAUUUCAUGUGUUGUGAUCGUAAUCUUCAUCAUCAUCAUCAUCAUCAUCUGUGUGUCUGUGUACUGCUGCUGUGUGAAAGGUUUCAGUUGUGUCACCACCUCCACUGAACAGAUGAUCUGCUCUGAUCUCAUCAUGGAUUUCAUCUUAAACUUCAUCACUGCACCACUGAGCUGAUGUUCAUCUCUGGAGCUUCAUCACCAUGUCAGGAUCUUCUGAUUUACUGCAGAACUCUCAGAUCACACAUCAUGGACCAUCAGUUACUCUUCUAUCUAACCUGACUUGGUCUUGGUCAUGUGAUGUUACACUAAAUAAUGAACUGUGAACAGCUUUAAUUUUUACUUUUAUAUUUUUAUUUGUUGUUUUAUUUUCAUGUAGUUUGUUGUGUUUACAUUGCAGCAGUGGACACAGUAUGUACAAUGGCUGAAGUCAUGUGUAGGAACUUUAUAGUUGAGGAGGAAUCUGGGUUCAGCUCCUCUCAGUAAUAUAAAUUAAUAUAAUGUACUGCUACUGAAGUUUUAUUACAGGGGAGUUUCUUUUUACUAAAUAUUUACUUUUUAAGAAUAUAAUAAGAAGAAAUAAUUGUGUGCAAGUGUGUGUCUGUGUGUGUACUGCAUAGGAGAUAUGUGCUAGUGGCUAACAGAUUCAUAAGAUGAAGUUUUUAUUUUUGUCACAUCUACAUUACAGCACAGUGAAAUUAUUUCUUCAUAUAUAUUAUUUUGUCCCAUAACUUUGUUUGAGGUCAGCCAAUAUCAUGGCAUUCCCUAAACAAACUACUUAUAGAGAGAUGCCUCACUGCCACAGACUACUGAAUCAUUCUGGCAGACCAACACCACUUUGAGGCGUUUUACAGGAGCAGGUCAGGAAACUGCCACAAAAAUAACUUGGCCACUGUUCUGAUGGAGAAAUGGCUCAAAAUCCCUCUGGCUACUGUGCAGGAUUUGUAUCUGUCAUUCACUGUUGUGAAUUAGACUUGUUUUUUUAGACUUGUUGUGCACUCAUCCAUGUGUGUUUGAAUCCUUUCCAUAAGAUGAGUUAUGUAAGUUUUCUAUUGUAUAGUUUAUUGAAUCUGAUGGGUUGUAUACUUGUCAUUAGUAGGUUUACAGAUACUAUGUUUGACGUUGUAUGACUUCCAGCUUUAUUAUUAUUAUUAUUGUUAUUUGUGAGCCUGAUUUCUCUGUUGUAUUGUUUGUAGUGACCAGAACACCAUCUUUACCAUCCUAUGUAUCCUAAGCAUUCCGCUUAUCCUGUGAAACCUGUGUACUGUGCAUCCAGUUUUAUUGUCAACAAGAAUAAAUGAGAGUAAGUGGAUUAAGUUGUUCUGUGUUU